This is a messenger RNA of Achroia grisella, 1371 nucleotides long. RefSeq names its product epidermal retinol dehydrogenase 2-like. The coding region runs from base 210 to 1184 and encodes 324 amino acids. Gene Ontology annotation, molecular function: oxidoreductase activity, acting on the CH-OH group of donors, NAD or NADP as acceptor. Lineage: Eukaryota; Metazoa; Arthropoda; Insecta; Lepidoptera; Pyralidae. The record is from RefSeq and is a predicted model, not a curated record. Gene Ontology annotation, cellular component: lipid droplet. The transcript has 6 exons.
UUUUUUUAAAUACUUUAUAUUAUCAUCUUGCUAUCAAUAUUGUUAAAAUGAAUAAAUGAAAAUAUAUCUCUCACAGGAUUCUUCACUGCAGCUCACUGACAGAAAUUCUCGAUUACUAUCUAAUGCGACACCUUCGCAAAGUAAUUUUUCUACCCACAAUCAUAUAUUAAUUUCUCUGUUGUUGAAUGCAAGUGACAUUGCUAGACUAAAUGGAAUCUCGUUUAGUGGACUCAGCAUUGGGAACAUUAAUGAAUUUUAUGUUCCCCAUCAAAAUGUUGCUGCGUGUGUAUUCACUUAGUAUUCUGAUGGUUGAUAUUAUUUGGGUGGUGGUUAAUGCAGUCUAUGCAAUAUUCCAAGCAUUCUAUGAAUUCUUUAAACCACCACCAUUAAAAUCUGUGAGAUUAGAGACUGCUCUGGUUAUCGGAUCUGGAAGGGGUGUUGGUCGGGAAAUAGCCAUUCAGCUAGCCGAACUAGGAGCAAUCGUUCUAUGUGUCGAUAAAAAUAAAACCAACAAUGACACUACCGUUGAAAUGAUCAAGCAUAAUGGCGGUUCUGCCGCAGGCUUUACUUGCGACAUAACGAAAAAGGAGAAUGUAAAAAGGCUAGCUGCCGAAGUUAAGAAGGACUUGGGCUCCACUAGUAUGCUGUUCAACUGUUGUGGUAUACCGAGCCCAAGGUCAUUGAUGACGCAACCUCCGCAGGAUGUUCAUGAUACACUUGAUUUGACAUUGACAUCAUAUUUUUGGCUCAUUGAUUACUUCAUGCCAGACAUGAAAGCUAAGAACCACGGACAUGUUGUUGCACUUACAUCUGUGGCUGGCCUGAGCUACCUAAAAGACCAGAUGCCACUGAGUGUAGCCCAGUUUGCUGUCCAGGGAUUGGCUGAAUCCCUCAUGGAGGAUCUUAGGAUCAACAAAAUUGAUGGUGUACAUGUCACACUUACUCAUAUAUACCCAUUCAUAGUUGAAGAGGACUCAGAUUUGAGGUUGAAGAUUUCAAGUUACUUCGGCACUAUUACGCCUGCCAAGGCCGCCAAGUCGAUCCUGGACAGCGUACGACGCAACUACCCCGAAGCUUCAGUACCUAAGCACCUGCUGUACCUAGGCCACCUACUGCGAGUCCUGCCGCGGAAGGCGACCGUACUCAUCAGGGAUCUACUCGAUACCGGAGUGGACUUUGCAUAGAUUAUAAGUGAUAAAAAAGGGAUUAGGCAAUAAAGUGUAAGGUUUUAUUUUUAAUUUAUAACGGAAAACAGGGAAGGCGUGUGAGUGAUUAUAUAUAUAAUUUUAAAAUGAAAUGACCUUUGUUACACAAAAUUUCAACUCUCUCUAUUAAGAUAUUUCCACAUUCCAUGAAGUGCACUUUAAUCAU